Messenger RNA from Truncatella angustata, 1389 nucleotides. RefSeq names its product monocarboxylate permease-like protein. NCBI's taxonomy places the organism in Eukaryota, Fungi, Ascomycota, Sordariomycetes, Amphisphaeriales, Sporocadaceae. The record is from RefSeq and is a predicted model, not a curated record. Gene Ontology annotation, biological process: transmembrane transport. Gene Ontology annotation, cellular component: fungal-type vacuole membrane. The transcript is spliced from 4 exons. Gene Ontology annotation, molecular function: transmembrane transporter activity. Bases 1 to 1389 code for a protein of 462 amino acids.
AUGCAGGAGCCUUCCCCUAUCGAUGUUACGUCGCAGUCUGUCAGCGAAAAGACUGCACACCACGAAGUCAGCUCUACUGGAGAUUCUACGCCGCCGCAUGAGGACAAUGAUUCGUUUGCGCAAGGCCACCAGAACACCACGCCACUACAACUUCCUCCUGACACCCAAGUCGUGGCUACGCCGGUCCCUCCUAAUGGGGGAACACUGGCGUGGUUGCAGGUCGCAGCCUCUUUUUGUAUUUUCUUAAACACAUGGGGCAUUGUCAACAUGUACGGUGUGUUCCAAACAUACUAUACCUAUGACAUUGCGGAAACGUCAACCGAUUCAGCCAUAUCGUGGAUAGGCUCCAUGCAAAUGUUUCUGCUCUGUUUUUUAAGCACGAUUGUUGGGCCAAUUUACGACGCUGGCCACCUCCAUUUGCUGUUGUACUUAGGUACCUUCCUGAGCCUCCUGGGGGUUUUCAUGACAAGUCUUUGCAAGAACUACUGGCAGCUUUUCUUGGCCCAAGGUGUUGUCACUGGGUCUGGUUUCGGAUGCCUAUUCCUUCCUGCGGUUGCCGUCGUAUCCCAGUAUUUUAGCACCAAAAAAGCAUUUGCAACCGGUAUCGCAUCUCUCGGUAGCAGUAUCGGCGGAGUGGUUUAUCCUAUUGUCUGGACACAAGUCCAAUACAAGGUUGGAUUCGCCUGGGCUACCCGAGUUAUCGGUUUCAUAAUGCUAGCCACCCUCAUACUUCCUCUCGUGGUCAUGCGCCCGCUCCAAUACCCCAAGAGCCGCAGGUCUCUCUUGGACCUCGAGUCUCUGAAAGACGUACCCUAUACCUUCUUCGGGCUCGGGAUAUUCUUUGGAUACAUGGGCAUCUAUGUCGUCUUCUUCUAUGUCCAGCUAUACGCAAUGGACAGGGCCGGCAUGAGCCCUUACCUAGCAUUUUACCUACCAGCGCUCAUAAACGCCGGGUCAUCCCUAGGUCGAAUAUUGCCUAAUUUUGCGGCUGACUACGUCGGGACCUUGAACAUGCAGAUGGUAAUGGCGUUCGCCUCUGCUGUCUUGAGUCUCGCACUUAUAGCCAUCAGGAACGUUCCAGGUAUUCUUGGGUUCUGCGUUCUGUAUGGCUUUUUCACAGGGACUUUUGUCAGUCUGCCAUCACCAACCGUUGCGAGUCUGUCGCCGAAUCUGGCUGCACUGGGGAGCCGUUUGAGCAUGGCUUUCAUCACUGCGGCGCUUGGAUCGCUGGUUGGGAGCCCUAUUGCAGGGGCUAUCUUGGCGACUGAUGGGGGGAAUAACUGGAACAUGCUGCAAGUCUGGUCAGGCAUACUACUCGUUCUCUCAGGCUCGUCUAUGCUUGUCGCUAGAACAGCUAAAGUGGGGCUUAAAAUCAAUGCAAAAGCCUAA